GAUUUUACUUCGUUUGAUGUUUAAUACAGCAGCAAUAAUUACACAAAAUUCACAUCAGAUGGCAAGUAUUAUAAUUAUUUUAACAAAGAUAUUUCUACAUUUUGUUGAUAUAAUACGGAGGGUUUGGCACAAUAUUGGUUUACGGCAAAAAGAUCACGUUACGUCAAUAAAAUGCAUGCUUCAUAUUUUGUUAUGAGUUUUUAUAAUUUACAAUUUAUUGUUUUUUCUUUUAUCUUAAAAAAUGCCAACAAUGUAUUUUAAAAGUUUUAAAAAAAAGGUAGACUCAGCAACUUCUUUAGAGAAAUGUUAGUCCUACUGUAACUGCGCAAGGAACUUUUAUGAGCUGUUCCAGUGACGCAGAGGUUUAUGAUUGGCUGCAGGAGUAAUCGCCCCUCCCCUUUCUCAGGCAUCGGCCUCGGCGGGGCGUGGCCACAUGCCUGGACUUGUUUUCAUCUGUUCAGCUGCACAGACUGCAGCUUUUUAUUCGGGACUCGUUUGUUAGAGAAUUAAAAUGUCUAUCAAGACAAUAUGUACGGUUCUGAGCCGUGCGCUGAGGAGCAGUGGGAACCACGGCUCUCCCCUGGUCGCCGGCUCCGCAAACGGGAGCAGACUGUCCAGCACAUGCGGGUCUUGUGGUGGAAAAGGCGAGGAGGAGACAGAACAAAGUUGCAGUUCAGACCCGGAGAGACCGAGCGGUGAUGUGCAUUCGUCCUGCAGCGAGUCGGCUCCUGCGGAAGCCAAAACGCGACCCAAGAAGAAGGUGGGCGGCUCCGGUGUCGGUGGUGUGAGGGGCCGGUCGUUCACCUCCACAGCCGCUCCAAUAGACCAGGUGUCCUACUUGUGGUCCCGGUACAAUGACAUGAAGCGGUUGGUUCACGAACUGAUUCCACCCGGUGCCUGUAAGAUCCUCAACGCCUCGGCCAUCUACGCCAACAACGAGGUCAGCCUGGGCGAAGUGGACAUCUACGGCUUCGACUACGACUACACGCUGGCGCUGUACUCCAACGCUCUCAACACAAUGAUCUACAACAAAGCUAAAGACUUUCUCAUUGAACACUUUAAGUACCCCGUAGACAUCCGAAAAUAUGAUUACAUUCCCAGCUUUGCCACUCGGGGUCUUCACUACGACAUCCAAAAGGGUCUUUUGAUGAAGAUCGAUGCCUUCCAUUAUAUCGAGCCUGGAACUGUGUAUCGUGGCCUGAAUCCAGUCCCAGACGAGGAGGUCCUUGAACUUUUUGGGGGAACAUUUCAUAUCCCCCUGUCCAUGGACAGUGGCUUUUAUGGAAAGGGGCCAAAGGUCAAGCAGUUCAUGGACAUCUUCUCCAUCCCAGAGAUGACUCUCCUGGCCGUGGCUAAUGACUUCUUCAUCACUAACGACAUCGACUACGACCCAGUUCAUCUUUUUAAGGACGUCUCUGAAGCUAUCGGCAUGGUCCACCUUAAAGGCUACAUGUACAAAUGGAUCAUGCAGGACCUGGAUAAGUACAUCCUCCGAGGAGAGGAGACCGAAGCCGUCCUGCACCGAUUGGUCAGCCAGAAGAAGAAGCUCUUCCUCAUCACCAACAGUCCGUUCAGCUUUGUAGAUAAAGGGAUGAAACACAUGGUGGGAAAAGACUGGAGAGACUUCUUCGACGUUGUCAUCGUGCAGGCGGACAAACCUCACUUCUUCACCGACUGCAUCAAACCUUUCAGACGCCUGGACACCAAUGGAGACCUUCGAUGGGAAAAGAUCAAAAACUUGGAGAAAGGACAGAUCUACAAACAGGGGAACCUGGUUGACUUUCUCAGACUGACAGGCUGGCGAGGAUCAAAGGUGCUUUAUUUUGGAGAUCAUCUGUACAGUGACCUGGCCGACCUCACAUUGAGACACGGCUGGCGUACGGGAGCCAUUGUACCAGAGUUGGAGCAGGAAACCAAAGUAGUAUGUACGGACCGGUACGCACUGAACCUCACCUGGCUGCAGGCUGUUACCGGCCUGCUGGAGCAGCUGCAGACGCACCAGGACCUGGAGUCUAAACGGGUUUUUCAGGAAUGGCAGAAAGAGCGAGAAGAACUCAGGAUUAUGACCAAGAACUUGUUCAACCCUCAGUUCGGCAGCAUCUUCAGAACUUGUCACAACCCCACCUACUUCUCCAGACGUCUGUGUCGCUUCUCAGACAUCUACAUGGCGUCCCUCAGCUGUCUCUUGAACUACGACCCCACCUACACGUUCUACCCCCGCCGCACCCCGCUGCAGCACGAGGCUCCGUUGUGGAUGGAUCAGCUCUGCACGGGCUGCAGGAAGACGCCCUUCCUGGAGGAGAUGUCUCACAUCAGAUAAGAGCCGCGCUCUUACAGACUCAUCUGAACUGAUCUGAACUCUGGGCCUGGAGAACACUUGAGAUCCACUCCUCCUCAGCCAACAUUCAUCUCAGCUGCCUACACACAGCAGUCCUCAUAGUGACCCCACUUACACUGUGUAAUCGCUAGAUGGUGCUGUAGACGUAUUACUACGCAGAGGGACCGGUUGAAUGUGCUGUGGUACAUGAUUGACAGUCUGAUUUCUGCCUCAGUGUUAAAGCUGUUACCGCACAGAUACAACAAAUAAAAAACAUUUUGUCUUAAUCUUG
Molecule: messenger RNA, 2609 nt
Organism: Cynoglossus semilaevis (tongue sole)
Lineage: Eukaryota; Metazoa; Chordata; Actinopteri; Pleuronectiformes; Cynoglossidae
Gene: nt5dc2
Product: 5'-nucleotidase domain containing 2
Exons: 14
Coding region: 512-2320 (602 amino acids)
Molecular function (GO): 5'-nucleotidase activity
Source: RefSeq, a predicted model, not a curated record